Molecule: messenger RNA, 333 nt
Organism: Pieris macdunnoughi
Lineage: Eukaryota; Metazoa; Arthropoda; Insecta; Lepidoptera; Pieridae
Source: the annotation of a GenBank genome assembly
AUGCCUCCGUCGUUAUCCAAGCGCGCUAAAAUUGCGAUUGUUGUUGUGACAACAGUAAUGCCGCCACAAAUAUCACGAAAAAAAAGAAAUGAGUGGGCAAAAACAUAUUUAAAAAACCGUGAUGAAUUUAGUCACAUGAAGUUAAUCAAAUCGCUCGAUUGCGAAGACUUCCGUAUAUACUUGCGACUAGAUCACGAAACCUUUGAGGAACUCUUAAAUUUGGUUAAACCUCUAAUCACGAAAACUGAUACUGUGAUGAGGAAAGCUGUUACUGCUGAAGAGCGACUUAUUGCAACGUUAAAAUAUCUUGCAUCAGGAAGAGAAUUUAGAUAG